Molecule: messenger RNA, 4428 nt
Organism: Cyphellophora attinorum
Lineage: Eukaryota; Fungi; Ascomycota; Eurotiomycetes; Chaetothyriales; Cyphellophoraceae
Product: ERAD-associated E3 ubiquitin-protein ligase doa10
Exons: 2
Coding region: 1-4428 (1475 amino acids)
Cellular component (GO): endoplasmic reticulum membrane
Source: RefSeq, a predicted model, not a curated record
AUGAGCGGUAGCGGUGCUGAAGUCGCCGCAACGUCGACUUCGACUGACGCAAGUCUGCAGACUGAGACGACACCUUACAUCAUAAGACUCCUUGUGAAAGUAUUCCGGCUGCUCUUAUCGCUACCUCCCUCUUCGUUCGAUUCCUCAACAACUGCGAACAACACUACAUCACAGAUUCGUCAGCCGACUGUGAAACGGCAGUCAUCGCUUCUUUCUGGAACGUUCGUUGAGUUCUGGACUUCGUCUUCGCUGGCGAGCAACUUCUCCAUUGACAUCGUGGAAGGCAUCAUGAUAUCACUCGGGCUGGUCGCGAGCUUCAUCUUGGUCUUUCUCAUACGUGAAUGGGUCAUCAACCAGCAACCAAUGCUGAACAAUCCGGAGCCUGCGGAUGGGGAGGAUAUAAACGUACAAGACCAGAAUGACGUACAAAGACCGCUGAUCCGGCCUCGACGCCGCCGCCAGAAUGCAGAACUGGUGCACAACCCAGCAGUUGACAACCCACUGGCUGCCAACGCUCGUAGAAAUCUGCGGCCCCGUGCCAUGACCGACGACAAUAUUGUGGCUUCUGCACCACCCAGAGCAGCGCCAGUGCGUUCACAGAGCCUGGUCACACCGACUGCGGGAAUUGAUGAAGUGCCUAUCUCAGCUUCAGCGCCCCUCCAAAGUGAAGAUGAUGUUGCGCCUGUUCUUCUCAGAGGAAUGGUUGGCGACGCCGUCGAUGCUCGAAGAGUGCUCGAAGAAAGAAUUGUUGACGGCGAUCCAGUCACAGCAUCCAACGACGCAUCAGAUCAUCCGGCUUCCACUAACGCCUCUGCUUCUACGCCCGGACUAGAGUUUCCGACAGAUGAUCCCCUUAGUCAAUCUAUCGAAAUUGAGCGCCAAAUUCCAGUUUCGCCCCCUGAAGGCGACAUCACGGCGUCCGUCAGAGGCGAAGCAUCACAAAAUGCUGCACCAGCCAUUGCUGGUGCUGUUGAGGAUGCGCCAGAAGGCGCCAGCCAAGCUACGGCGGUCGACGAGGCCGAAAUUUUGGAGCGGCUGAACUCCACUGACCCAGCUGUUGAGCGCGAAGACAACGAUACACCUGCAGUGGCCGCCGACUUCCCACUGGGCAGAUUAGGCCACUGGUUCUGGCACGUCGAGGGUGUUCCACACGUGGACCGCCAUCGAAACCUGCCACACGAGCUUCCCAAUGAACAAAACAAUGCAACAAAUGCUCACGGUCUUGCGCAAGCUGGUGCAGGAGGCCAUCAUGGUCAUGUCGCACCAGAGGCACCGCGUCAGCCACAGCUCUUGCCGGACGAAGCCAUGCCUCCCGGGUUCGAUGCUAAUGAUCCAAAUGCAUUUGAAGAUGCGGAAGAGCUUGAGGGUGUUCUGGAGCUGAUAGGCAUGGAAGGCCCUAUUGUCGGCAUGGUUCAGAACGUUGUCUUCAGUCUGAUACUGAUCAGCUUGACCUUGUCGGCAGCACUGUGGAUCCCCUACAUAUGGGGCAAGAUUGGCCUGAUCGUGGUCACGAACCCUAUCACAGUGUUCGUGAGAGGUCCGAUCUACUUCAUCGCUAGAGCCGUUGAUCUGAUCGCCGAUGGCUGCUUCUUCCUCCUCGGACUACUCGGCUUGGUUUUCAACAUGCUCGCCAAGGUCGUCAAGCAAAUAACGAAAUCUUUCAUCCCGACGUAUAGCGACCUGAUCGACGUCGAGACAUUCGAAGAACUCGCGAUCAAUGUCACAGCACGGAGCGGAUCCAGGCUCGAGCGAAACCUGUCCGGAGCUGUCACUUGGUUCAAUCCGGAUUUGCCCACCUUCUCUGCACAGUCUCACAAGUCGCUAGUGAUUUUCAAGGCCUCUAUAGUUUCUUUCUUCUCUGGAGCUGCACAGCGACUUGCGAGCCUUUACGAUACUACCGGAGCUCUCCUGCGGUCACCCUCGAUGCUUGUAAAAGCUGUUCACACACUCAUUCUUGCCGUUCCUCGACUCCCAGGCUACAUUACGAACACAUGUGUUACCACGGCCCGAAGCUUGAGCAAUGUGUUGAGUGUGAAGAGCUAUCCCUCGCAAGAGCAGGCCCUGAAAGCUGACGUACCUGCUACAACUUCGGUCCACUGGAGUGCUUCGGACAAAGUAAUCGCUGUUGUCAUCGGCUACAUCGUCUUUGCCGUUUCAGCAGCGAUCUUCAUGAAAGUGGCUCACGCUGUCAUGGGCCUGAAAAAGGACCAGAAGCUGGAUGGCUCAGUAUUUGACCGCAUCCGCGAAGCUGGGGGCGUGAUGAAGGUCAUUGUCAUAAUAGGGAUCGAGAUGAUCGUAUUUCCACUCUACUGUGGCCUCCUCCUGGAUCUGGCGUUGCUACCUUUAUUUGAAGGUGCUACGAUCAACACACGGUUAGCCUUCAUCUACAAGGCUCCUUGCACCGGACUCUUCUUGCAUUGGUUCGCAGGAACUUGCUACAUGUUUCACUUCGCUCUAUUCGUGUCAAUGUGUCGAAAAAUUCUCAGAAAGGGUGUACUAUAUUUCAUCCGGGAUCCUGACGAUCCUACGUUUCAUCCAGUUCGUGAUGUUCUUGAGCGGCCUGUACCAACACAGCUUGGCAAAAUUGCAUUCUCCGCGUUGGUGUAUGGCGGUUUGGUCAUAAUGUGCCUCGGCGGAGUUGUCUGGAGCAUUGGACGAUUCACAUCGGUCUUACCGAUUCACUUUACCGGAAAUUCGCCAAAACUAGCCUUUCCGGUCGACGUCGUCUUUUUCAAUAUCGUUCUUCAAUUUGGUAUACGAAAGCUGAAGCCGUCCGAAAAGAUCUCGGCGGUUUAUGAAUGGUGGUUCCGUGGUAUUGCUCAUGGUCUUCGACUUUCGCACUUCCUUUUCGGCGAGGAAAGAGAAGAUGAGAAGAAACCUCGGAUGCGCAACGGAGUAUUGUCCUGGCACCGAAUGGGAAAGGAAAAUGAGUCUGAGCAGCCAGAGAAGGAAGGAACGUACGUUCGUGCUCCGGCUUCUGACUUCUGCCGUAUUCCCAAGAAUCAGAAAGCUUUUCUCGAGGUCGACGAGGAGAACAAGCGCAUCGACGGCCUCCCUGACAGCGAAAAGGGUUUGCAUGGAUCAGACAACGCCAACUUCAAGAAGAUAUGGCUACCGCCGCAAUUCAAGCCCAGAAUGGCGACGUGUGUGAUUCUAUUGUGGCUGUUUGCCGCCAGUACUGGCAUCGGCUGUACGAUUGGACCUCUGGUAAUCGGGCGAUGGAUCCUUCACCGUCUACUGGAAGUCGAGGGUCCAGUCAAUGACCUCUAUGCUCUCACAAUUGGCCUGCAUCUCUUGGCCGCUGCCGCAAGCGCUGCUUACUUUGCACGGUCGACCUACGGAUGGAUCCAUGCAAAGUCAACAGACACAAUCCCACCACGGCAGAUCGUAGUCUCCAAACUCAUGGCGAUGGCUUCGUACGUCGCACGAUACCUCUAUCUCGCCAUCUCAAUCGGGGUCAUCAUCCCCUUCACGCUCUCGCUGAUCGUCGAGCUCUACAUCCACAUUCCUAUCUACACAUACUUGCUCAAAGGCGGAAACACGAAUGCCACACACAAUGCAACGAUCGGAUUCUCAGGCAACAGCACUUCAACGGCCAAUCCAUCCAGCACAAGUCUUGCUGCUCCGUCUCAGCCGAUUCCACCUACAGUGUUUCUGUUGCAGACGUGGGCGCUCGGCCUCUUCUACCUGCGUCUCAUUCUUCGCACGGCGAUGAACUAUCCGUGUCAGCACGAGUACCACGCCGCUGCUCUUCGAAGCAUUUAUCGCAACGGAUAUCGCGACCUUGACGUCCGCUUAGCCACGCGAGCGUUGAUCAUCCCGCUUACGUUGCUUUGCACCGUCUUGCUGCUGUUGCCACUUCUUGUGGCCAAGAUCACCACCAAGGGCUGGAAAAUUACAGACGAGGCAGAGGUGAUGAAGAUCUACCGUGCCGCUUAUCCUUGCGUUAUGAGCUGGGGCCUUCUCGUCUACCUUGGCUCCAUCUUGAAGGUCCGCCUCAGUGUCUGGCGGACAAUGGUGCGAGACGAGGUCUACUUGGUUGGAGAGCGGCUGCACAAUUACGUCAAUCCUGUCACGACCCCGACUGCGGCAGGGGAUGAAGGAAAGGGGAAAGCAAAAGCGAUCCCUAUAAGUUCUGAUUUAGUCGAUGUCGCUAGCGUGGCGGCAAAUGCGGGCAGCGCUGAUGACGAUGACAUGGUCUCGGAUUACAAGACACCGGUGCGUAAAGACAACACCUCGGACAGUGCGGAAGUACCUGUCGACUCCCAUGAGUCGUCUGCAUCGAAGUCUGCCGACGAGGCCUUACUUGGGGCUGAGAUGCUGGACGCUUUUGAUUACGCGCGAGCUACUGCUUUGAACAGGAUAGACACGGGCGAAGUUAUCGCUGCGAAGGGCUCGACUUCACGUGCUAUGGGUCAGAAGAAGUGA